UCGCCUAGCAAAGGAAGGCGUCGCCACUCGGAUUUGUACUUUCGAGAAGCUGACCGUGGAAUAUCAAAGCUGUUGCUGUUCGUGUUUUUCAGCGCAACGAAGGUGGCCUUCAGCACCUAGAUCAUCACAUCUCUGAAGAGGCGAGAAGACCAGAAACACAGUGUUAUAGAUACAGAGAGAAACAGUGAUUUAUUUAAAAAAAUUUGCUCUCGCCAAGAGCUGUUUUUCUCCCUCUCCCUCACAAUCGCUCAUCCCAUCUGUUGUAGCACUUGUGCCAAGGCGCUUACAUAAGCAGAAAUUCAUCUCGUCUGUGAGGCGCAUUUUUUUGCACUUGAAUUGCCGUCUCUUUCAAGAAAUCUGCACCUUUUUGAAAACUCUCGAAGAUCUUUUCGGUCUGACCGCUUGAGUCAAAUGACUUUCUCUCCUUAGUUUUUUUUAACUACCAGCCAAUAUGUGUCUACAUAGUAGUCCCACUUAAAUACAAGCUUUUCCUCCUCACACCUUAAUAAAGCGGUUCCAGCCUCAUCCGACUCCAGUAUGAGUUUUGAGGACUCUAAAUCAAUGCCCAGCACCAGCACUCGGGGGCGAGUGGCAAGGGCCGAUGAGAAGAAAUACAGUGACCAGGAAGCAGAGUCGGAAGAGUUAAACUCUCUGAAAACCAGCAGCGGUCCGCCCAGUGACAAUGUUACUCAGGAGCAGGAAAGUGGAAACGGAGGCAGCUCCAUCGGCGGCUCAUCUCCCAGCGUGAGGUCGGGGUCCGGAGGCCGACGCGGGCACAACUCUGACGAUAUGGACGGGCUCUCCAGCGGGAACGACUCUGGGGAGAGGGAAAGAGACAACCGGUCACAUGGGCGCCAGUCCAUCCGCAGCUCCCACAACUCGUCAAAUGGCAAGGACUCUGGCUUGAUGCUGGAAACUACAGAGAGCAACAAGAGCUCCAACUCCCAGAGUCUCUCGCCGCCCAGCAGCUCCCUGGCCUACAGCCUGCUGUCGACCAGAUCGGAGCGCGACCCCCCCUCCACCUCUGGCUGCAGCAGCAACCAGUCGGCAAGGGUCCAGACCCAGAAAGAUCUGAUGAAGGCCAUCAAAGAGCUGAAGCUCCGCCUACCGACGGAGCGCAAGGCCAAGGGCCACACCAGCACCUUGAACGCGCUCAAAUACGCACUGCAGUGCGUCAAACAAGUCCGAGCCAACAAGGAGUACUACCAUCAGUGGAGCGUGGAGGACUGUCAUGGCUGCAGCCUGGACUUGUCUGCCUUCACAAUUGAGGAGCUUGAUAACAUCACUUCAGAAUACACGCUCAAAAACACCGACACCUUCUCCAUGGGUGUGUCGUUCUUGUCAGGAAAGGUCGUGUACGUGUCGCCCCAAGGCUCGGCCCAGCUCCGCUGCAAGCCGGAGCGUCUCCAAGGGACCAUGUUCUCCGAGCUCCUGGCCCCGCAGGACGUCAGCACUUUCUACAGCGGCACGGCGCCCUGCCGCCUGCCAAACUGGGCCUCCUGCAUCGGGUCUGCUUCUCCUCCAGUCGACUUCACGCAGGAGAAAUCCAUGUUCUGUCGAAUCGGUGCCGACCAGGCGCACGGCGGCGAGACGCGCUACUCCCCCUUUCGCCUCACGCCCUACCAGCUCACCAUCCGAGACUCCGAUGACGCCGAGCCACAGCCCUGCUGCUUGCUCAUCGCAGAGAGGGUCCGCUCUGGAUACGAAGCUCCUCGUAUCCCUGCAGACAAGAGGAUCUUCACCACCAGUCACACCCCCAGCUGCCUCUUCCAGGAAGUUGACGAGAGGGCAGUGCCGUUGUUGGGCUACCUGCCUCAGGACUUGGUGGGAACGCCUACCCUCCUCUACAUCCACCCUGAAGACCGGCCCCUCAUGGUGGCUAUACAUGAGAAGAUCUUUCAGUCUGCUGGGCAGCCGUUGGAAUACACACCUUUGAGGAUGUGUGCCCGCAAUGGGGAAUAUCUGACCAUCGACACCAGCUGGUCUUCCUUCGUCAAUCCCUGGAGUCGGAAGGUGGCAUUCAUCGUCGGGCGCCACAAAGUCAGAACGAGCCCUCUAAAUGAAGACGUGUUCACGACGCCGCUGGGCUGCGAGACCCGGACCACCACGCCCGACGUCGUCCAGCUGAGCGAGAGGAUCCACCGGCUCCUGGUGCGGCCGGUGCACAGCGGCAGCUCUCAGGGCCGCAGCUCACUCGGGUCCAGGGGCUCGCGGGGCUCUCGCCGAUCGCACCGACAGCGCCUCGGUGCCUCGGGCGCCUCGUCCAGCGACAGCAACGGCCUCGCCGUGGACAAAGUGGCUGCCGCCGUCACGUUACACAAACCUAUGACCUUCCAGCAGAUCUGUAAAGAUGUCCACAUGGUCAAGACUAAUGGACAGCAGGUUUUCAUCGAGUCCCGUAACCGCCCUACACCCAGAAAAAUCACACGCACAGCCGCAACGAGCAUCAGAGCCAUCACCAGCGACCCAAUCAGAAGUCUAAUAGCCGUCAUUGCAAAACCACCCAAAGCUUUCGUCCCUGCCCCGCUCCUACCGAAGGAGCCCCCUACUGGCUACUCCUACCAGCAGAUCAACUGCCUGGACAGCAUCAUACGGUACUUGGACAGCUGUAACAUUCCUAACACUGUAAAAAGGAAGUGUGGCUCCUACAGUGCCUCCUCUACAUCUGAUGAGGACAAACAGCGAGAGGCCGGCAACCACACAGACAUUAUCAUGGAGGAGGCUCCUUCAACUUCAACUCCUGCGCCUCCUACAACGACACCAGCUCGUCCCGCCGCUUACCCAGCAAUCACCUUCCCCCCUCCUCAGGCCGCUCUACCAAUAAGGGACAGCCGGAGAAGGGGAAGUGUUGCAGGAGGAGGGGGCCGCAUGGGUCUCACAAAGGAGGUGCUCUCCACCCACACCCAUCAGGAGGAGCAGACAUUCCUGGACCGCUUCAAGGACCUCAGCAAGCUGCGUGUUUUUGAUCAGGCGGCACCUUCGACGCUGCACAGCCAGAACCCGGCUGCCAACCCCCUGUCACGAGGAGUGCGUUGUUCUCGGGAUUACCCCGCCGCAGGUAGCAGCACCGGUCACAGACGUGGCGGUAAGAGGCUCAAGCACCAGGAGUCAUCUGACCGGCACAGCUCUCUGGAGCUGAGCGGGAGUCCGCUUGACCGCAGGACCAGCAUAGCUCCCAUGCCCCUCAACAUCGCCAUCGGAGCCCCGACAAACUCGGCCUCGUGGCCGUCUGUCACCUCUCAGGCCAUCAUUCUCGCCCAACCCAUUGCCGUCCCAGAUCCAUCGCAUUUCCCCCCGACCCAGCUGGUACCUCCCAUGGUGGCCCUCGUUCUUCCCAACUACAUGUUCCCCCAGAUGGGUGCGCCGAUGGCUCAGCCAGGCCCCGCCCCCUUCUUCAAUCCUAACUUCACAUACCCCGUCGCCACCCAAGCAUCUCUCCCCGCUGUGGUUUCACGCCCCUUAUCGAUCCCGGCCUCCUGCUCCCCGUCUCGGAGCUGCACCCCACAGUCCUGCAGUCAGAGACACGCUGACCGCGAGGGCAAAGAGUCCCCCCUCUUCCAGUCCAGAUGCUCCUCGCCGCUCAACCUUUUGCAGCUGGAGGAAACGCCAAGCAACCGUCUCGAGGUCGCCACGGCCUUUGUGCCAACGCAGCAGGCCGGGCCUUCUGUGCAGGGCGGUGCAGCCUGGGGGCCGAACUCUGACGAUGCCUCCAAGGAGAACAAGAACGGUGAUGCUAAUGAGUCCAACAACGACGCCAUGUCCACUUCCAGCGACCUGCUCGAUGUAUUGCUUCAGGAAGACGCCCGCUCGGGCACCGGCUCAGCUGCCUCCGGUUCAGGGUCGUCAGGCACCAGGUCUUUUGGCUCAAAUGGCUGCAACUCCUCUGGCACCAGCGGCAUGAGCAGCCACACCAGCAAGUACUUCGGUAGCAUCGACUCAUCGGAGAACGACCACUCGCGCAAACAGGCAGCAGGGGUCAGCAGCAGUGCCGGAGGAGACGGUGGCGAGGAGCAGUUCAUCAAGUGUGUCCUGCAGGACCCCAUCUGGCUGCUGAUGGCCAACACCGACGACAAGGUCAUGAUGACCUAUCAGCUGCCCGUCAGAGACAUGGAGAGUGUUCUCCGAGCGGACCGCGAGGCCUUGAGGAGCAUGCAGAAACACCAGCCCCGCUUCACCGAGGACCAGAAGAGGGAGCUGAGCCAAGUGCACCCCUGGAUCCGCACAGGAUGCCUGCCCCGAGCCAUCAACAUCUCCGGCUGUACAGGCUGCAAGUCUCCGCCUCUUGCCGCUCCCGCAGCCGCGCUGUUAGAUGUGGAGAACAACGAGAUGGAGCAGUGCAGUGUGCAGAAAGCUCAGGAGGAGGGCGCCAGAGAGAGCAAGACAAAUCAGUCCGAGACAGCCAUAGAUGAAGCACAUGCAGAGGAUGAAGACGAAGAAGAGAAAGGAACAUAAGACGGCAACCAAGACGUGAAAGAAAACUCUGGCAUGACUCACUAAGUAGAUGGUCGAAGAUAAAGCACACUAUCAGGACGAUUCUACGCCGAUACGCAGGAAAUGUGCACGUUCCAGCACUUCCUGUCCCCAAAACAUUUUUACAUGAGGUGUAAAGUGGUCGAAACGGGACUCGCUGUGAGCAAACGAUGCAUAUCGGUCCAGACAACUUCACUUUGUUGUUUGACGGGUCAGGCCGGACACUUGGCCCGGUUCAUUCUCCAUGGAGUCUGACUUUGAUGACCGCACACCGGGCACGUUGUAUGACCGCAUAUUAAAUGCCUUCGAAGCUCUUCACUCUCCGUGUUCUUGCAGUUCUUGGCAUGUGUUGAAGUUGUACGAUAAUCUGCGAGGUCUAAAGGGAAUGUGGUGGAUAAAGGCGCAUUUACGAGAUGCUGCACCACAGCGCCGUCGUCUCGUUUGGCUCACGAGGGAAAGAAGAGAAGAGAGUUCAUCUGUGACUUCUCGUUGUUGAAUGUUUCCCAGGUCGUCUGCGAUCUUUCUCCCAGUUGCAUCCUGUUUCUAUCAAAGACGACCUUUCCCCCCUUCUUCUUUUAAUGGAGAAAUGUUUCCCUCGUUCUAGUGGAAACCAGGUUAUUUUGUAAACGAUGUGUAUAUUUUUCUACUUUCCUCCCCUUCAAAGAGAGAAAGGAGAUAUGCCUGAAAAAAGUGUCGACUGUAGAAAAUGUGAAAAUCCAGGAUCGAAAUCAUGUCUGCAAUGAAAGGACAAACGACAAGAAGCCUUUGAAGCGGACAUGUUGUUUCUCUCUCACACGUCACAGUGUUCCCCAAGCGGCCAGCACCCUAAGGAGCUCUUGUGUGGCCAGAAAGAGGAGGAAGUCUGGAGAGUGUUUGUUUACUGCUUUUCUUUCCCUCUGUCGCUCUCUCUUCCCCUCUGUGGCACUGUUCUGGUCAUGUGAUAUCCUCUGCUUUAUGGCGUCAGUGUUGUCUGCAACAAUUUCUAACUAUUUUUUGUGAAGUUCUUUGUCCAAUAAAAAUGAUAUGAAAAUAA
Pseudoliparis swirei is the source of this 5503-nucleotide messenger RNA. It is a transcript of the gene per1b, whose product is annotated as period circadian clock 1b. The transcript has 19 exons. Gene Ontology annotation, biological process: circadian regulation of gene expression; entrainment of circadian clock by photoperiod; negative regulation of transcription by RNA polymerase II. NCBI's taxonomy places the organism in Eukaryota, Metazoa, Chordata, Actinopteri, Perciformes, Liparidae. Gene Ontology annotation, molecular function: transcription corepressor binding; transcription cis-regulatory region binding. The coding region runs from base 538 to 4452 and encodes 1304 amino acids. Gene Ontology annotation, cellular component: nucleus; cytoplasm. The record is from RefSeq and is a predicted model, not a curated record.